Molecule: messenger RNA, 2526 nt
Organism: Symbiodinium sp. CCMP2456
Lineage: Eukaryota; Dinophyceae; Suessiales; Symbiodiniaceae
Source: the annotation of a GenBank genome assembly
AUGAAGGCGCUGGAGGUGGCUCGACUUCUUCGACGCGGCGGUGACUCCUCGCAGGCGGCUUCUCGCUUCCUCGAGGGCCUCAGCGUGCGGUGCCAGGCUCCAUCGGCAGGAGGAGGGGGAGGUGUGAGGGCCGGCAUCUUUACAUUCGAGGAUGCUGCCUCUUUGGCUUUACGCUUUGCACGUCACGCGCCGCCACCUCCUCGGAGAUUCUUCGAGGAGGUAGCGUCCUGCCUGGAGGCUCCACUGCGUGAGGCUGCAGCGGAGCGCCCACUCGCAUUGCCAGUCUCGCUGAGUCGUGACGAGGAAGCAGACUCCGUUCUGACGACAGGUACAUCGGCUGUGGUCCUUGCAGACGCUUUUGCCCGCACUCGCUGUCAUGAAGGCAUCAAAGUCCUGGGACUGGUUUGCCUCAGUGCACCACCAAAUCUGAGCAUUUCGCCCGUGGAGGUGCUCCAGCUGAUUGAGUCGCUGUCCCUACUUGGGCCGCAGGCAUUCCGAGACCCAGCUGUUCGCAGCUUUUUGCUGAUGCGGCUGCAAGAAGCCUCGUCGCAAAUGGAUGCCUGCUCGCUGGCGCAGUGCGGUCGGUAUUUGGCAGAAGCAGGCCUUUACUCUCCCGAGCUCAGUGAAGAGAUCGCCCAGCAUCUAGCAGCUAAUCCCUGGUGCUUCAGACCCGGCGAGUUGCAAGAUCUCUUGCCACACUUCCAGACAUGGAAACUCGGCGAGGUUCACAAGAAGGCUUUCCACAGCCUCGGCCGCCGCAUCUCUGAGCACGCAGAGCUCCUAAGCCCCGUGCAGGCACUCCAGGUCAUCGAGACCUUCACCAACAUUGGGAGUGUCCACGAAGUCGCUUUGCAGACGCUCUUUCUGCGUUUGCUGCUGGAGCGGUCUUUCACGGAGCUCCCCGAGGAUGGGAUCGCCCGGCUUGCUGCAUCAAUGUCCAAGGUGCAGCAUUACCACACCGGAUUGCUGCGAGAGAUCGUUAUCCACAUCAGAGAAGAGCCCGAAGUUCUCGCUGCCUGGGGUCCAGAGCAACUCGCUGGCCUCCUGAGGAGCCUCGGGUUGGCUCCAGUCCGUGUGCCUGCUGCCACGCAGAUCAUGCUUGGCUGCAGAUACACCGCCCUUUUGCCCGACAUGACCAACAAGGACUUGAAGGAGUUCUUCGAAGUGUGUGGCUGGCAUCCGGAUCUUCUCCGACGUGUUCUUGGCACCCAGGCGGCGCGAGGGCUCCCCCAGAGUCUGGCAGCCGCUGCGCGCGAAUGGGGGCCUCGUGCCUGUUCAGAUGCAGCUUUGGCGUUGACGCUUGCGGCUGACACAUCCGUAGCCAAGGCCUUCACUUUUGGAUGCCAGGGUUGCUCCUGCCAAGCAGGUGCUUCCGGUGCGCAGCGCCCACGUACACAGUUCCGCUCCGAGCAGCCUGCGUCGCAGCUGCAGGUGAUCCUCCGCGCAGCCCGUACAUACAAGGAUCCUGGUUUGCGGCAAACUGUCGCGAGACCAGAGAUGCCACUGAAGCGCCAUGCAAAGCACCUCUAUCUUGCUGGGGAGGAGGCGCCUCUGAAACUGCUGGGCAGCGGGAAGUGCCAGGCGCUCUGGGCCCUACCCGUCCGCGGCCGCCGCAGCUCUCAGCGAGAGCUGCCGGGGCAGUUUCUACAGGUAGCAGCGGCACUUCUCACAGAGGUGUUGCCCACUCUUCUCGGGCGCCUCCGUGACGGCUCCAAUGCUUUAUCGGAGCUUCCUGGUGCUUCACUCAUUCCGGCUCUUCUGGGAGAGCCGGCUCCCUUGGAGAGCAUCGGCGGGCCGUUGCCACCGCCAGUGGUGACCCCCGCUGAGGAUCAGAUUCUCCUGGGAGAGAAGCAGCUCCAGCUUCCGUUGGAUGACGUGGAAAUGCCAGGGCAGUCAGGGCAGCAUCGAGCAGCUCCGACUUGGUGGGAGAAGAUCUCGGAGCCUUCCAUUGCCGACGCCACUCCCGAAACUGAGUCAGAUGAGCGCGAGCUCGAGAGCAUGCGGCGCUCGGAGAUCUUGGAGGUUUGUGUGCAGUCGUUGGCUGUCAUGCAGCUUUGCUUCUCGGCAGGUCCGUCGACGCGCCUCUUUUCUGUACUGCCUCUUCACACAGUCAAGACCAUGGCAGCAAUGCUGCCCAUGGUCAACUUUCUCUUGCGGCCUCGCAGAGAGGAUGAUGCUGUUGCUCAGCGAUACCACCUGGGUCCGCAGCGAAUGGAGGCUUUCGUGCGACGCCCGGAUGAGCACAUGCAGAAGGAGGUAUUCAAGGUGACCCAAGACCUGAUUCCCAUGAUCCCCGGGCUGCUGGGCUGGCGAUACUGGCCUCGGCGGAAGCAGGACACUGUGCACGGAGAGGAGACGGGUGGUGCUUUGCUAUCCUUGCAAAGAGACCUUGAGGUGCCUCCCUUCGUGAUUUGCAUAGUCCUGAGGCCUAAAAAGCCGAGCUACACCCAGCAGAGUGCCGAUGGCUCUUUCUGGACUUCAUCACAUUCUGAGACCACAAGACCACCGGAGAAGGAUCAUGGGUAG